Messenger RNA from Necator americanus (New World hookworm), 1857 nucleotides. RefSeq lists its product as uncharacterized. The transcript is spliced from 18 exons. Gene Ontology annotation, cellular component: plasma membrane. Gene Ontology annotation, molecular function: calcium, potassium:sodium antiporter activity; calcium channel activity. Gene Ontology annotation, biological process: calcium ion transmembrane transport; intracellular calcium ion homeostasis. The record is from RefSeq and is a predicted model, not a curated record. The coding region runs from base 1 to 1857 and encodes 618 amino acids. NCBI's taxonomy places the organism in Eukaryota, Metazoa, Nematoda, Chromadorea, Rhabditida, Ancylostomatidae.
AUGCGUCGUAGCUGUGUUCGUCUACAGUACGCCCGAUACGACGUCUCCAAUCGCACCUACCACCAGUGUAUUCACCGUCACAGCAAGGGGAUUACUACAUGCGUUUCUGCCCUCGUGCAGAAACCCUUUGUGAUCAGGAAUUUGCAACUUUUGCUUCAUAUCCUCGUUGAAUCCGGACAUUUGAAGACGGAGGACGACGGCUCAAAUCUCGAGCAGCAGCUCUACAAAGGCAAUGACACUCGUACGGUGGAGGUAGCAGAUGACGAGCAAUUCCCACCGGACGCAUUUUCGCUGGAGACUCGCCAACGAGGCGCAGUUCUUCUGCACGUAUGUGGCCUUGUGUACAUGUUCGUCUCUCUGGCCAUAGUAUGCGACGAGUUUUUCGUGCCAUCGCUAGCAGUGCUAACUGAAAAGUUAUCAAUAUCAGACGAUGUCGCCGGUGCUACUUUCAUGGCUGCUGGUGGAUCAGCUCCAGAAUUCUUUACUUCUGUUAUCGGAGUGUUCAUCGCUCAAAACAACGUAGGAAUCGGUACAAUCGUCGGAAGUGCGACUUUCAACAUCUUAUGCGUUUUGGCGUGUUGUACGUUGUUCUCGAAAACAGUCCUUCAGUUGACCUGGUGGCCGUUAUUCAGGGAUGUAUCCAUCUAUAUUUUGGCGUUGCUGAUGCUUGUGCUAUUUUUUAUGGAUGAAAAGAUCACUUGGCCUGAAGCCUUGUCUCUGUUCAUCGUCUACCUUGUAUACUGCACUGUGAUGAAGUUUAAUGUGGUACUAGAGGAAUGGGUAAAGACAAAAGUGUUGGGCGAAAAACUGGAGGAAGAGGACGAAUUGCCCGAGCAAACAACGUUCAGCACCCCGAUGACUGUUCGCAUCAACGGAAACAACAAUACAAGCAUCGAAUACAAGGAUUCCGAGGAGGUGCCAAAAACUGAGAGAAGCAUGUCGAUGACGCGCAGAACAUCGAUGGGUCGGCGACAAUCCAUACCGAUACUUCACUCGGGAACAAUGUUCCGCACAGGAAUUAUGCAGCUGAUGCAUCAAACCCUCGAUGACGUUCCUGAAGGAGGAAGCGAAGAAGAGGAGGAAUCGCCGAGGCGAUCACCCUCACCUCCGUCAGCUAUGCCUCAACCGAAAGUCGAGCUCACCGUACCGAUACGUCAGGACCGCAGAUCAUCUCAAAUUGAGGAAAUUAAAUCACUGCUAGAGGAAGAAGAAGAACAGCCGUUGAAUAUGGAGUGGCCCGACACUUUCACCAAAAGAGUCACCUACAUUUGUCUCGCUCCUGUACUGAUACCAAUGUGGGUGACUAUACCCGAUGUACGUCGACCGGCAAGCCGCAAAUGGUAUCCACUGACGUUCGUAAAUUCUAUCCUAUGGAUAGCGUUCUUCUCCUAUUUGAUGGUUUGGUGGGCGAACACAAUCGGAGAAACCCUCGUCAUACCAACGGAGGUCAUCGGACUGACAAUAUUAGCGGCAGGAACUAGUAUUCCGGAUCUCAUUACAAGCGUGAUUGUCGCCCGGAAAGGACUUGGAGACAUGGCAGUGUCAAGUUCGGUCGGAAGUAACAUCUUCGAUGUCUGUGUUGGACUACCUGUUCCAUGGCUGUUAUUCUUCAUAGUGCAGCUGUUCCAGAAUCCAGGAAACCCGGCGCAGUUCAUUUCUGUGAGCAGCAAAGGUCUGCUGUGCUCGGUAGGGAUGUUGUUUAUCAUGCUGGUGGUACUCGUAUUUUCCACGUUCAUUUCACGAUGGCGAAUGAACAAGGCUUUCGGCGUCAUAAUGAUCGUUUCCUACAUCGCGUUCUGCCUAUUCUCCGUUGCUCUUGAAACCGAUCGUCUCAAGUGUCCACUUAACCUCUGCUGA